Molecule: messenger RNA, 2923 nt
Organism: Xenopus tropicalis (tropical clawed frog)
Lineage: Eukaryota; Metazoa; Chordata; Amphibia; Anura; Pipidae
Gene: xpr1
Product: xenotropic and polytropic retrovirus receptor 1
Cellular component (GO): membrane; plasma membrane
Source: RefSeq, marked provisional
GAGAUGCUCUGAGGCACCCCAAAGAGAAAUAGCCUCUGACAGUGACAGCCAGGCAAGAAUAGUGGAAGUCGGGUGACAUAAUAAAACGAGACGUUCUGGGGAUAACUGUGACUGCUUAGCGGAUAUAACAAGACCUCUGGGAAGGCACCGGCCAGUGCGGGACACAUGAGCCGGAGCAGUCCCCGCAAUCUACCUGUAGCAGCGGCGACGGCGGUGGAAGCAGAGAGGGGGCCGUAAGGGGCCCCUUCGGACUAGGGCUGAGGAUGAAGUUCGCAGAGCAUUUAUCGGCUCACAUCACCCCAGAGUGGAGGAAGCAGUAUAUCCAGUAUGAGGCCUUCAAGGAGAUGCUAUAUGCGGCCCAGGAUCAGGCUCCGUCAAUAGAAGUAACAGAUGAGGACACCGUGAAGAGGUAUUAUGCCAAGUUUGAAGAAAAAUUCUUUCAAACCUGUGAGAAGGAACUUGCCAAAAUAAACACAUUUUAUUCAGAAAAAUUGGCAGAGGCCCAGCGGCGUUCAGCAACCCUGCAAAAUGAACUGCAGUCUUCACUCGAUGCACAGAGGGAGAGCAGCGCCAUACCAGGCCUUAGGCAGCGUAGGAAGGCAGUGUUUGCUUUGACACAUGAGGAGCGGGUCCAGCACAGAAAUAUAAAGGACCUGAAGCUAGCAUUUAGUGAGUUCUAUCUGAGCUUGAUUCUGCUUCAGAACUACCAGAAUUUAAACUUUACAGGGUUCCGUAAAAUCCUUAAGAAACAUGACAAGAUACUGGAGACAAGUCGUGGGGCAGACUGGCGUGUUGCUCAUGUGGAGGUGGCACCGUUUUAUACCUGCAAGAAAAUCAACCAGCUGAUCUCUGAGACUGAGACUGUUGUAACCAAUGAGUUAGAAAGUGGGGACAGACAAAAAGCCAUGAAACGCUUGCGGGUGCCACCACUUGGUGCAGCCCAGCCAGCUCCAGCCUGGACAACCUUUCGUGUUGGACUCUAUUGUGGCAUAUUUAUAGUUUUAAACAUGGCAAUCAUAAUGGCAGGUUCCCACUACCUUUUGGGCAAAGAUGUGUGGCCCAUGGUUCGAAUUUACAGGGGUGGGUUCCUGCUUAUUGAAUUCCUCUUUCUUCUUGGCAUCAACACAUAUGGCUGGCGACAGGCUGGGGUUAACCAUGUCCUAAUCUUUGAGCUCAAUCCCCGCAAUAACCUUUCCCACCAGCAUCUUUUUGAGAUUGCAGGUUUCCUGGGAAUAUUGUGGUGUUUCAGCCUGUUCUCCUGCAUUUUCGGGCUGUGGAUCAACCUACAGAUGCAUCUGAAUCCUUUAAUUCUGUAUGGUUUAAUGUUGCUCUUCCUUGUCAAUCCCACUAAAACCUUCUAUUACAAGUCUCGAUUCUGGCUCCUUAAACUACUGUUCCGGGUCUUCACUGCUCCAUUCCACAAAGUGGGCUUUGCAGAUUUCUGGCUGGCUGAUCAACUUAAUAGUUUGGCUGUUAUUCUCAUGGACCUGGAGUUCAUGAUCUGCUUUUACAGCUUUGAACUUAAAUGGGGAGAUAGCGAUGGACUGGUCAAUUCAGCUAACAGUGUGUGUAACUCAUAUUCAUAUGGAGUGCGUGCUGUGGUUCAGUGUAUUCCUGCCUGGCUACGGUUUAUCCAGUGUCUCAGGCGGUACCGGGAUACCAAGCGAGCUUUCCCUCACCUGGUGAAUGCCGGAAAAUAUUCCACUACAUUCUUCAUGGUCACGUUUGCUGCCCUCUACAGCACACACAAAGAGCGAAACCACAGUGAUGCUCAGGUAUUUUUCUACCUGUGGAUCAUCUUUUAUUUGAUUAGUUCCUGCUACACGCUUAUCUGGGAUUUGAAGAUGGACUGGGGACUAUUUGAUCGCAAUGCAGGAGAAAACACCUUCCUGCGGGAAGAGAUUGUGUACCCACAGAAGGCAUAUUAUUAUUGUGCAAUUAUCCAAGAUGUUAUCCUCAGAUUUGCUUGGACUAUUCAGAUCUCCGUCACAUCCCUAAACCUCUUCACAGAUGCUGGAGAUAUCAUUUCCACUGUACUUGCACCUCUUGAGGUCUUCCGCCGCUUUGUGUGGAACUUCUUCCGUCUUGAGAAUGAGCAUUUAAAUAACUGUGGUGAAUUCCGUGCUGUGCGAGACAUUUCUGUUGCACCACUGAAUGCAGAUGAUCAGACUUUGCUGGAGCAAAUGAUGGAUCAAGACGAUGGAGUAAAGAACCGAGUUAAGAGCAGGAUCUGGAAACGCAGCCAAAGCAUGUCCCUACGCAGGCCACGGCUGUCAUCCCAGAGUAAGAUGAAAGAUGCAAAGAUCCUGAUCGAUGACACUGAUGAUGAAGCGAACACAUGAGAAACACAAUAAUAAUAAUAAUACAGCCUCAACCAUCUCUGUCAGGCUGCCAUUUCCCCCACUCUGGCUUCUCUCUGCCCUUCCACACUCUCCCAUUGUCAUUAGGUUGGCUUUUUGCAUGCCUACCUUUCACAUUUUUAAACGAUUCUUGCAAUCCAUGGUUAGAAGUAACAAGAGAAGCUGCAGACAGACCCUUCUUUGCCGAAAGCAACUAAAAUGGAACAGACUGUCAGGACACUGGGGGUUGUCCAUACAGACAUAUCAUCCCACCAGUCUUCUGUUUCAUCUCUUGCCUGAUACUAAAUGGACUUGAAUUCAUAUUUGCAAUGACGCUGUGGUGCCACAAACACCAGCUUUGCUGGUAGUGUUUUAAUUUUCACAGCUGUUAUUUGAUGUAUGUCUUCUACUCACCCCUUUUUUUUUUUCUUCCCAAUUCAUGUGUUUGCAGACCACAAUGAAUAUUUUGUUUUCCCACCCCCCAGCAGUGCUGGGAGGGGUCCCACAAGUAUGGGGCUGGGGGACUGACAAAGUUACAAGGGAUACCUUCCUUUCAUUUGUGUUCACAACUACAUUGUUUUAAA